GAGGAUCAAACCGGGUAAAGAUGGCGUCAGGGAAGAAAGCGGGCAGUGAAAGUGGUGAAACUGCUGUCAAUGGGAGACGGUCAAUAAAGCACAAAGACGGCGGCUCUGCAGUAAUGGACACCAAGGCGGUGUUCACGGCCCUGUAUGACGUCUGCGAGGAGAACGCCUCCUUCUUCUCCGGGGCAGUAAGGGCCCUCAGGGGGGACGCGGCCCGGCGUCUGGUGGAGGCCAUGACGCUGAUCCAGGACCACGCCCGCAGCCUGGAGCCCGUCAUCUCCGGCUUCACCGCCAUCUACCACCACUUCGACUUCGCCGCUGAUCCCGCCAACGGCUACCGCUCCCUCGUCAAGGUGGUGCGCUGCUGCCUUCUGCACAUCAUCCACAAGGGGCGCUACAUCGCGUCCAGCCGGCGCAGCAUCUUCUUCCGCGCGACGCACAACGCGGGCGAGAUGGAGGCGUACUGCAGCGCCCUGUGCCAGCUGCGCGCCCUGCUCUACCUGGCGCAGCGGCUGCUCCACGACAACGGCCACGGCAACCUGUUCUUCCAGGAGGAGAGCGGGCUGAGCCGCAGCUUCGUGCGCGAGUACGCCUCCAUGCACAAGGGCUGCUUCUACGGCCGCUGCCUCGGCUUCCAGUUCACCCCAGCUAUCCGCCCAUUCCUGCAGACCAUUGCCAUUGGCCUGGUCUCGUUUGGGGAGAACUACAGAAGACACCAGUCUGGAAUAGGAGUGGCCGCCAGCUCCUUCUUCACGUCUGGGAAGUACGCCAUCGACCCUGAGCUGAGGGGGGCGGAGUUUGAGCGCAUCACCCAGAACCUGGACGUGCACUUCUGGAAGUCCUUCUGGAACAUCACAGAAACGGAGGUUCUGUCGAGCCUGGCCAGCAUGACGUCCACCCAGGUGAAGGUGAACCGCGCCCUGUCCGUGCCCCCUGUGCCCUUUGACCUCCCGCGGGUCUCAGACCCCACGCUGACCGUGACCGUGGCCCCGCCCACGGCCCACUACGGCCCCGCCCCCAUUCAGAUGCGUCUGAUCUCCCAUGAGCUACGUGAAGGACAGGACAGCGAGGAGCUGCUGGCCCUGGCCCGUUCAGAGGGGGCCCCCCUCUCCCUGUCCCUGGGGCUGAAGGCCAGACGCAGCCCCCCCUCCCCCUGGCUCCUGGUGCACUUCCACGGGGGCGGCUUCGUGGCACAGACGUCCAAAUCACACGAGCCCUACCUGAAGAGCUGGUCCCAGGACCUGGGCGUGCCCAUCCUGUCGGUGGACUACUCCCUGGCCCCAGAGGCCCCCUUCCCCCGGGCCCUGGAGGAGUGCUUCUACGCCUACUGCUGGGCCCUGAAGAACUCCCACCUGCUGGGCUGGACGGGCGAGCGCGUGUGUCUGGGCGGAGACAGCGCGGGGGGGAACCUGUGUCUCACCACGUCGAUGCGGGCCGCCUCGCAGGGCGUGCGCAUGCCCGACGGCAUCAUGGCGGCCUACCCCGCCACCCUGCUGACGGCGUACGCCUCUCCGUCGCGCCUGCUCACGCUGAUGGACCCGCUGCUGCCCCUGAGCGUGCUGUCCCGCUGCCUCAGCGCCUACGCCGGUACGGAGCCGCUGGCGGAGAAGCAGGUGGAGAAGGUGAGCACGCUCAGCAUGGUGAGAAGAGACACCGCCCUGCUGCUCAGAGACUUCAGACAGGGGGCAGCCAGCUGGAUACAGGCCCUGCUGGAGCCCAACAGAGCCACUACUGACACGGUGAGGAAGAGCGUCUCUGAGGCCACCCUCAGCUCGCUGCACUCCGACCCCCCCGUGCCGCCCCAAACCUCCCAGUUCUCCCUGAGCAAGGACUCCCCGAAGAGCCAGACCUGCCAGGACCUGGGGUCCCACCGCAGCCCUGCCCCCGACAGCCCCCCAGCGGCCUCGGAGCGGACGGCCGAGGACGUCAGCUUCUUCCUCUCGGCGGAAGACGAGCUCUCCGUCUCCGCCUCUCCGGACGAAGGCCCGGACGCCCCGUACGCCCGUGAGUUCCCGGAGGGCUUCGAGCCGGUGCGCUCCGAACACCUGGCCGAGAUGAGGGUGCAGAGCUCGCCCAUCGUCCGCAACCCCUACAUGUCCCCCCUGCUGGCGCCCGACAGCAUGCUGAGGGGCCUGCCCCCCGUACACAUAGUGGCCUGUGCACUGGACCCCAUGCUGGAUGAUUCCAUCAUGUUCGCCAAGAGGCUGAGGAACGUCGACCAACCAGUGACGCUGCGCGUGGUGGAGGACCUCCCCCACGGCUUCCUCAGCCUAUCGCAGCUCUCCCGCGAGACCCGGGAGGCCGCCGGCGUCUGCGUGGAGCGAAUCAGGGAGGUCUUCACCCAGGAGGGCCCGCCCCCGGCCCCGGCCACGGCCACGCGCAAGCACCGCAAGCUGGAGAGGACAGACGGAAGCUUCCAGAGCACCAAGCCCCUCACGGCCACCAUCACAGAGGAGGAGGACCAGCUCCCCCAGGCGGAGGACUCGCCCCAGGCGGACGGGCAGAACAGUUCGGACAGCAGAGAGAUCGGGGCGUAGCGGGCGGGCAGGAAGAGGGGGGAUGAACCGAGAGGAUGGAAGGUGCAAGAGGCAGAAAGAACAGAUAACUCAGAUGGGUCAAGAGGAAAGGAGGAAUGAAGUGGUGCUUUGGAGAGGAGCGGAGGGGUACUGGAAGCCUCAGUCUCUCACUCGGGGCGUGGCUUUCCUCUGCUGGUGCCGCUUGCUGUUGCACUGUAUGGAAACUAACUGGGUCCAUUAUAAACCUUAAACAUGCACACCUUCUACGGGAGGCCGUAUGCUGCGAAUCCGCAAUCAUAAGCUGAAGCGCGUACAGAAAUCUCCGACAGUGGAGAGAACACGCCACGCACAUGCACACACACGCACACACACACGCACACACACACGCACACACACGCACACAUACGCACACACGCACACACACACACACUGCACACACACGUACACACACACGCACACACACAUGCACACGCACACACACACACAUUCCCAUACGCACAGACAUUGCCUUUCUCUUUCGGCUGUUUGCAAAGAUUGCACAAAUGAGAGAUAAUUUGGAAUCAGAACACUGCACUCAGAGUUGUCGAUCGAACAACUGCAGUGUCUUGUGUAGAUCAGGAUUUUGAGCAUAUAUAUACUUGCAUAUACAUGUACAUAAAUAUGUACAUGCAUAUGUGUUUUUACAGAGCUAUUGGAACAAGUUGUAUUCUCUACUGUGCUGCCUUAUUAACAUGAAUAGCUUUCUAUUUUAGUGGUUUGGAGGCUUUUUUAUUACUGAAUCCAUUUACAUUUAGUACUGUAUUCGCUAUACAAAUAUCUACAGACGGCAAGUUAACUAUAGAAUUUACUAGUAACUGCAGGGAUGCAGUUGAGUUGCAUGGAAAGAUCAAAUGAUAAUUCUGGCCUUUGGCUGUGGCUUUAUAGGCUGAUGCUACACAAGCAGUGCUGUGAAACAGGACCGAGACACUCCUGGAUUUCCUCUACCAUAAAUCGUAUUAUUCUGCUGCUAACGUCGAAUGUGCUCAUAGUUCUAAUCGAGGCACUAGUAAGUGUGCUAGUUUAAUCUCCGUUGCAGUGUUGGUUCAGUGCACGGGAUUGGCGGUUUAUGCUUCCUACUGAGUUUCAUGCUCGAGGGUUCACGUGACGAACGACUGCAUUGCGAUUGGUCAUUAUGACCAAUGUGACCAUUCCGACCAAUGGCAAUGAAGCAGUAGCAUGUUUGCGUUACAAACGAACCUGCACUGCGCUCAUUCCCAGAGAGCAAACUGUGCUGUGCUAAUCUCUUUAUAAAGAGCAAUGCUUCCAUUUUUAGGACAAAGCAAAACGGCUGGUAGUUACCACAAAAAAAAAUAAAAAAAAAAUAAAAAAAGACAAUACACCUAGAGAAUGGAGUAGUUUUGAAAUACUUCAAAUCAAUAGAUCAGCGAAGAAAAAAAUAAAAUAAAAUAAAUAACAUUUUGACAGGUCAGGUUCAUGUAGGCAACUCAUGUAGGCAACUCCAUGCUGAGGUUUUCAGUCCUGGGUCUCCUGGAGGCGUUUCCACGCCGACCCACUUCCUCUCCCCCAGCUCUUCCGGAGAUUAUUUUGGGCUAAUUAUUCCCUGAACGGCGAACAACCUUCACAGGGCAGGCCAUUCGCACGAUGUGCAAUAUUAAGCUUCGGGUGCGAUCCCUCCUCUCCUUUGCUGUGCCAUGUGAUAGCGAUGCAGUGUCCUGCGCUGUCCUCGUUAGGGGGAGGCUCCUGCCUCGUUAGGGGGAGGCUCGUGCCUCGUUAGGGCUCCCUUGUAGUGGUGUGAUGGCGACUGUGUGUGGGGGUUGGCAUCGUUAUCGCUCAUGUUCACCCAGUGACUGGGCCGGGGGAAGAUUUAAGCCAUAUUUCGGGGUGUCUGUUGGAACCUCGACGUGACGUAUCCCAGGAUGCAUUUGGAAGGAGCCCUCGCCUGCCCUUCUGGGCACCGCAUGCUGCCGUUAACGCGGGAUGUCGGGGCGAGGAGUGGAAGUGGUUGAGAUGGCGAAUCGAAUCGUCUGGACUGGGGUUUGGAGGCGGCUGGCUCAGUGGGAUCUGAGAGGAUUCUUGAUUGGCUCUGGCCUGUGUGACUCACAUGGCGGAUAAACGCUUUCCUGGGAGCACAGGACUGGGGGAGGUAUGGGGAGGCCGUCUUUAGCAGCUCUUGGUUUGUGUUUCUGUGUAUUUAUCAUGACCGGUGUAAUGCUGGUUUUGAUGGUCGCACUCCUGGGAUCUGACUGUACAGUAUUCUCUGUGUUUGUCUGUCUCUGAUAUCGUGCUGCCUGUUGAGUCUCCUUGUGUCUGUGUCAGACCGACUGUGUGAGGGUCCAUCUAGUUUGCAUUGCUGUUGUGAGUUGCAGCAUGCAUGCCUCUUUUAGAGUGUGUGUGUGUGUGUGUGUGUGUGUGUAUGUGUAUUUGUCAGAUUGAUCCAACAAAAUCUAGUUUGAGGUGUGAACUGCAAUAGACUGGCGCCCUUAGCGGAAGGACGCCGUGGAAUAGGACGCUCAUACACUCCGCGAAGCUGCUUGCGUCAUCGUUCCCCUCCUUCCGACGUCAUAAGGUGGGCGCUCCGGGGCCAGAGCGAUCAGGAGCGCCCCCUAGUGUGUCUCGUUCUACACUCCUUUUCCGAGGUCAUCUUCGCGCUGUAAAGGCGGAGUGCAAUUAGCAACACUCCCAACUUUAAUCAGUUUUUGUUUUUUUGUUUUGUUUUUGUUUUUUUUAACCCUGAAUACUUCUUACCGAAUCUUUGGAAAUAUUAUUUAUCUGUCAAGAUGAGGAAACUGGGGUGUGGCAGGGGUCAGUUAAUACAUGAAUACAGUUUGCAAUCACGAGGCAGGGCAUCAGCAUCCUUCAUUGGAAGAAUUUAAUUUUUUUUUGCUUUUUAGUAUUCAUUGCUUUGGUAUUAACCUAUUCAUUUAACUUGUAUACUAGUUACUCAAACUAUUUUAAUUGUUGAAUAACUGCAAAAGGCGACACUUAAAUUCCAAUGUUCGCAUUCCCUGAUGCAGGUAGGUAAUAUAGCCUACUGAAGAUUAGUGUACAGAAUUUCAUCUAAGAACUGGAAAUGAGAUUUUCCGUGUCCGGAACCAACUCAUCUUAUUUAUAGACUAGCUAUAUAUCCCUAUUUACAAGGGAGACUAUUUUUAACCAUAGCUUUAUAUAGCCUACACUCGUUUGUCUCAUGAGUGGAGCUAGCCCCUUGUGGCUAAAUAUCAUAACUGAAUUUGGAGCAUAUUAUAUAUCGGAUGAUGUUUCCAGUGAAGGGAUGCUGGUGUCCUCUCUCGCCUAGAUUAAGGUGUUUGAAUUGAAGUAUACAACUACAUAAAAUGCAGCUUAUCUGAUGGUAUUUGAAGAAACAUAAUCAAUAUGUUUAGAUGUCACUGAUCUAAUGCACAGUAGGCCUACAAGUGGAAUUGCAUUGUAUUAAAGUCGGUGUCAAGUUUCCUUGUUCUCGGGAGGAUGGAUCGAUUUCGUUGACAAGUUCAUCGAUGAUCUUUUCAAGCUUCCAACCGAUGAGCCGCAUCAUAUGCCAGACGAGAAUGUAGUAGUGACGUUAGCCUACUCCAGUCCCCAUACUGCAACAGAAGUAGGAAGGUGUUACGUUAUUGUUUUGAUUCAUAUCAUGUAUUAAAAAAAACACCGCAAGUGCAAACCUGUGUAAACACGAAUGUAUAAAACACGGAAAAGCUCCUAAAUAAAGUUUUUACUUUGUCCUUUCCACUUACUGUCAAUUCAUUAAUCGUGGCUCUGACUAUGCAGAGCUGAAAUGAUUUUUUUAAACAUAGCAGUUUUAUUGCUGUAUUUUUCCUUUAUUCGUUCUUAUUGGAAUAAAAAUAUGAUAUGAA
Molecule: messenger RNA, 6364 nt
Organism: Conger conger (European conger)
Lineage: Eukaryota; Metazoa; Chordata; Actinopteri; Anguilliformes; Congridae
Gene: lipeb
Product: lipase, hormone-sensitive b
Biological process (GO): triglyceride catabolic process; cholesterol metabolic process
Cellular component (GO): cytosol
Molecular function (GO): triacylglycerol lipase activity; sterol ester esterase activity
Source: RefSeq, a predicted model, not a curated record